GUUCAUUAUCUUUAACAUUAAUUUUAUGGUGGUGUGGAUUUGAAGAAGAAUCCGAGUUCCGACGCGGUAGUGUAAAUUUGCCGCGCUAUAGUAGUUGGAUCGAUAAUCCAUUAUUUUCGGACAAAUUACCUUGUUUUAGUAUUUACCUUGAUUGUUAUUAGAUAUUUUCUUCUUUUUCAUACGUAUAUUAAAUUUUCAAGAUGUUUUGGGGAUUAAUAAUGGAACCGAAUAAGCGGUACUCCCAAGUGGUGGAGAAGCCGUUUCACAUAUCGCAAGCUGCUAUGGAUAUUUCCACCGGCGACAAUGAUCCCUGCCAGGUGAUGAUUGUGGUGGAUGGUAAAAACUUCCUCGUGUGCACAUUACAGAAGAACAAGACCAUUCAAGUACCACUCGACCUGUAUUUUAAGGCUGGAGAUUCUAUUUCAUUCUUGACAAAUGGUAAAUGCAAUGUUCACUUGACGGGCUACCUGGAUCCUGAAUUUGAGGAGGAACCUUCAGACGAGGAAGAGGAAGAAGAAGAAGAAGAGGAGGCACCAGCUCUGGUUCCCGCCAAGAAUAAGAGGAAACUGGAGAAUAGCAAUGAAGGAGCUGCUAACAAGAAAGCUAAGCAAGACAAAAAAGCAGACAAAAAAGCUGCUGCUGCUGCCGAGAGCUCCGACGAGGACGAAGAUGGUGAAGAUCAACUACAAAAGUUCCUCGAUGGGGAGGACAUUGAUACCGAUGACAACGAUGAGUCCUUCAAAGUGAAUACAUCCACCGAAGCAACUGACAGCGAUGAAGAGUCUGAUGAGGAAGACGAAGAUGAUGAAGAUGAUGAUGACAAUGAAGAUGAAUCCUCCGAGAAAGCAGACACAACUCUUGAUACCAGCAAGGAUGAUAGCACUGUUGACAUGUCCAAGCUUACCAAGUCGCAGAAACGUCGUCUGAAGAAGAAACUGCAGAAGCAGAAAGAACCUCAAGUAAAUGGAGUUGAGAAAACCAAGAAAGAGAAGCCUGCUGAGCAGCCACAAAAGGCAGAGAAGAAGAAACCAGAAGCAAAAAAGGAUGCUCAAGAGGGUGACAAAAAAGAAAAGAAGUCACUCAGCGGUGGAGUUUUUAUUGAAGAUUUGAAAGUGGGCAAUGGAGCAGUUGCAAAACCUGGCAAGGUUGUCAUGGUGUAUUACGAGGGUCGUCUGAAGCAAAACAACAAGAUGUUCGACAACUGCCAGAAAGGACCUGGAUUCAAGUUCAAACUUGGUGCUAAGGAAGUGAUUUCUGGAUGGGAUGUUGGUGUAGCUGGCAUGAAAGUCGGAGGAAAAAGGAAGAUUGUUUGUCCACCAGCAAUGGCGUAUGGUGCUAAGGGAUCACCACCAGUUAUUCCUCCAAACUCAAGCUUAGUAUUCGAAGUAGAGUUAAAGAAUGUUAAAUAAGUGCUAGUUAUCAUCAUAGUGUAUGGACAUAUUAAUUGUUUCAGUUAAUUUGAUUGUCAUUGAUUGAAUGCCAUUUAUCGUGUAAAUGCUUUCAGCAUUUCUACUAUUAUAAUAAUAUGGAGCAUUAUCAAAAAUAAAGUUUUAUUUUUUUUAUUGACAUGUCUAAAUUACUGAAGUUACAUUGUUUUUGUGGAUGCUCCAUAUUAGUUAUUUACUAUGUAAGUUGAUAAUUUUAGACACUAAGAAUAAACAGGUUAUUUAGAUUUUAAGAAUUAGAAAUCAUCAGCCGCAUAAUGAUGAAAUCUGGUUGGAUGCCAAUUUUUAAUAAAUUUGAUCAACUAGAUCUUACUAAUUUUAAACAAACUUUAUAACUUCAAUAAACUUAUAUUCCAUAAAUAUGUAAUAUACUUAAGUAUUAUUCAUAGUUCCAAUAUAAUAAUUUCAGCAUGAAUAAAUUCAGGCAAGUUUAAAAAUAAUCUUUGGCGCUGAUGUUGAUAAUGUGAAGUGGAUAUCUAGUGAAAGUACGUCUUAAAUAAUCAUUUAAAAUGAGCUAGUUUAGUUUCCUUUAUGAACUUCACAUAUUAAUCAAUACCUGCUUUGAAGUAUACUUAUUUUUAAUAUACACAGUAGCGAGGGCCUUCAAAGCCCAAGGCAGCCUUUACUUUAUCCUUUGUAAUAAUAAAUAAUUAUGCUUAUUUUAUUUUAAGGGAAUGCCUGAUAGUCGCUAGACUAAAAAUAUUGUUUGUAUCCCGUAAGCAAAUUUUAUUUCACAUAAUGACUGCUACAAAAUUCUGACCCAGCUUAAACAUUAUUUUGUUAUUUAAAUUUUCAAUAGCCUUGGUUAUGUAAAAUAGAGUAAAUAUUCCAUUUAA
This is a messenger RNA of Vanessa atalanta (red admiral), 2281 nucleotides long. RefSeq names its product 46 kDa FK506-binding nuclear protein (gene Fkbp45). Gene Ontology annotation, cellular component: chromatin; nucleolus. The transcript has 8 exons. The record is from RefSeq and is a predicted model, not a curated record. NCBI's taxonomy places the organism in Eukaryota, Metazoa, Arthropoda, Insecta, Lepidoptera, Nymphalidae. Bases 201 to 1409 code for a protein of 402 amino acids. Gene Ontology annotation, molecular function: macrolide binding; peptidyl-prolyl cis-trans isomerase activity.